Messenger RNA from Aegilops tauschii subsp. strangulata, 1953 nucleotides. RefSeq lists its product as uncharacterized. Gene Ontology annotation, molecular function: cysteine-type peptidase activity. NCBI's taxonomy places the organism in Eukaryota, Viridiplantae, Streptophyta, Magnoliopsida, Poales, Poaceae. Gene Ontology annotation, biological process: proteolysis. The record is from RefSeq and is a predicted model, not a curated record.
AUGGUUGAGAUAUUUGAUCCUAGCAAGGGCAGAUUCAUUGUACAAGACUUGGUUGGCGAAGUGUCUCUCGGUGCCGUGGAUGUUGAGUGCAUCUUGGCCUUGGAGAACCACGGACUGUCGGCAGAAGGUAUUCUCGGUGAGGAAGGUGAGGAUGUUAAAGAUCGAGUGCCGCCUCAAUUCCUGAGCAAGACCACAGGUAACAUAGUCAUCGAUGAUCUGAUUGUGGACAUCACAAAAAAUAAAUCUGCCGACGACGAUUUCCUUCGGAGAGUUGUCCUCGUGUUGCUUAGAACAGUUCUUGCUCCCAUGUCGAGCAAGACUGUACCAAAGCAAUAUUACGCAUUGGUGGACGAUGUGAAGCGUAUAUCCAAGAUUAAUUGGAAUGCAUUCACCCUCCGGGUUCUGCUAGACUGCCUUCGCAACGUGAGGAAAGGCAAACACCUCCGCCAAUGGCCGAGAGGGAACUUAGCUCUCCUGCAGUACCUGUACUGGGAGAAGGUUCAGCCUCUGGAAGGUGAAUGCGCAUUCAAUUCUAGCUUGUCCAUGGAAUCUCUAAUGAGGAAUUGGACCGAAGCUGCAGCCUCAAGGAGAGACAAGUUUGAUUAUGACCAAGGCCGUGGCCGUGGUAACAUCAAGAUUGAAGACAACAUAACCAAGGAGUAUAGGGCGCAGGAGCGCAAAGUACCCGAACCAGAAAAGCCAAAAAUGAAGCCCGCCGUUGGUGCGGCAAAGAAGUCCAAGUUAGCCUCAAACGCGGACGAGAUGAUGAACCUCAUCAUGAAGCGGUGUAUGGAUUACAUACGCAGCCAAAUGAAGGAAAUACCAGAACAAGUAGCCGAGAGAUUGUUAGAGAAGUUGAACCAAAAUGGUGUGAUGUACAAGCCAGCGGCUGCUGCGGCUUCCGGCAACAACGAUGCCGACCUAGAAAACAACGAUGAUGAGGAAAAAACACCUGCCAAGUUAAAUGUUGACAAGACAACGAAGCCUACUGAUGAGUGCGGCGCAACACCGGAGAACCCUUGGAUUGUAGGUAAUUCUCCUCGAGCAGAAUCGUCCGACAUUGACAUUUCUGCAAGUUCUAUCGACAGGAUGGUGGGUAAGAGCAAGGGGAAAAAGUCUGCAGCAACUGCAAAAGAAGACGAUGUUAUAUCCGGGAAGCGCCGACGGACUGUUCCCAAGAAAUUUGAAUCCCCCUUUAAACUUGACAAGCCCGGCAAGCGAAGCGCUCGCGCUGCUCGGUCUGAGAAGAAUAUGACAAAAAGAGUUUACUACAAUGAACGUGGCACCUCUGUGACUGUGGAGAGUAUACGACCGAUUAUCGAUGCUUAUCAGACACAUUUGGCUCUGCGCAUUGGUCAUGAUCGGCACCUCUGUCCAGCCUGGAGGUCCAAAUACCUUGUUGAUCGUGCUAAGGCACGAGACAACCCUAAACCGUCGAAAUACAACAUGGAUAGUGCGCUAAGCAGAGCUGGAGCAGUACGUAGGGUUCUGGACGAGUAUACCGUCCGUGAUAAGUCGUUUAUCCCGUUGAACGUCGGCAAUACACACUGGAUCACCAUGGUGAUGCACAACCACAAGAAAGAAUUCCGAGUUUUUGAUUCGCUCUAUCCUCUCGAGUUCUCUCUUGACACUGUGAAAGCACUGCGACUAGCAAUAGCAAUUGAUAUGGAAGAGGCAAACCGUAUUACACCUGGCAAAUAUCCAGACGUCACUAAGUGGCCUAUCAUACCUCAGAUCGACAUGCCACUACAAGAGGACGGGAACUCUUGUGGCCUUUUUGUGAUUGAAGUUAUGGAGCAUUGGGACGGGGAUCGAUGGACCGCCGAUUUUACCCAGGGCACGGUUAAUGCAAGGAGAAGGCGUCUCAUCGCCGAGUUGGUUCUCUCACCUACCAACACGCUCGAAUGUGUGAAGAACAAAAUCCGCGACAUCGCAAAGAAAAGCAAGGCGUGA